GAGCCGAAAACCUUAGCUUUGACUUCGUCUUCGACUUUAGCUUUAGCUUUGACUUUGGCUUUAGCAUUGGCUGCAUUGCCGCAAGGCGUUCCAAUUUUUGUAUUUUAAACGACUGACCACCGACCGGAUAACAAAGAAAGUGAGAUCAAGUCUGCGAGAUCGUGUGGCGAAAGAAAAGAAGCUUCGCGUUCGUAUGUGUGCGUGGUUAAUUCGAAAGAAACUUUUUUGCUUUUGGCCGCGGCGAAACUGACAAAUGUCAAAUACCAAUAGACCGUCGUGGAAUUAAGACGCGCCUGCCGCCAAACGGAUUUCGAUUUCGACACCUGAAAAUGACGCAAAUUGGCCACAGAUUGGCCCCUCUCUUGGAGGCCUUACUUCUGUUCGUUCUCCUCGUCCAUCGAGUGCAGUGCGAUGAGCACAGUGGUCCGAGGGUGGCGCGAAUAAUGCAGUUUUUGAGUGAGCCUCAGCCACAUUUCAGCCACCACAAUCGACCACCACCAGGUGCCGGACUACUGCCCCGAAUAAGAUCACGAUCGGAUAGCCUACCCACGAAAUUCCUGAGAUCGCCGCAACCUGCAACAGUUCAACACAUCAUGCGUCGCGAGCAGUUCGGCAACUUUCCUGCCAACGAUCAGCUCCGGAGGUAUCAAUUCGAUCAGAAUCAGUCCGGAAGAUUUGCCCACGUGAAGGACACUCCUGUGCUGGAUGUGGGAAAGAACCAGUUUCCACCGCAGUAUUUCUCCGAGCAGUAUAUGCAAAACUUCAAGUCCUCGCCCCACUUCAAUGGCAAUGUCAUAAUGAAGGAUCAGAAGCCAGCCUAUGCUCCCAUCCAGCAGCAUGCGAUACCCGUUCAGGCCUCCCAGUAUCUGCACUAUCCCAAGCUCUUUGGCCAGCAGGGUGCUGGUUUCAGUGUGGUUCCCUCGCAACAGACUGCAAGUCAGUACCAAAAGGAUGCCAAUAGCUACUCGGUUUACGAGGACUCUGAGAAUCUGCCCAAGCAGGGGGUCAACUAUCGCCAGGCUGUGCCUCCCGCAAAGGAAUCGAAGGAGGCGCAGGAUUACCUGCAGUUCAUGAGCACCAAUGAGUACUUCCUGCCCAAGCGAGAUCCCGACUACAGGCGAAUGGAUACCGAACGGGAUCAGCAGAAGCAGCUGCAGCAAUAUCCGCAGCAAUAUAAUCAGCAGCAGCAGCAGCAACACAAGCAACCGCAGCAACACCAGCAACUGCAACAUCAACCACAACCGCAGCAACAUCAGUCACUGAAGCAACAUCUUCCCUACAAGAUUGCUGGCCCAGACAACUCGGUCUCCUCCAGUUACAAUGAACCCAUACAAGUCUCGGACUUGUUCUAUCAGCAAGAUCCGGCGCCGGCAAACGCAGCCGUAGUUCGAGGCAGCUACCAGGCUGGCCAGGAUGUCUUUGUGGUGAAGUCCGACGGCAACAAGGCGGUCAAGCACGUGGUGUCCACUCCCAUGUCGGUGCAGGCUUCUACCCAAACCCCGCCAAAGAGCCAGCACCCGGCCAAGAGCCACAAGAGCUACACGCCGGAGCCACUGCGAUUCGAGUUCACCGAGCAGGAUGCCAUCAGGGGAUCCAUGAAGUACACCCAGUCCCCAGCCACGCAGGCCAACCAGUACUACUACGAAACGGUGGCCCAAGCAGUCCGCGAACCUGCCAAGGCUUCCAGUCCAAUCCUCCAGCUCAGCAAGCCCAUCAAGGAGUACAGCGACGAUCCGGAGGACAGUGCCGAUACUGACAGUGGAAAACAGCAAGAGGAUGCGAAGGUGUCAACUGGGACAAGUGCUGCAACUCCUGGUAGUCCAAAGGACACGGAAAGUUACUGUGAGAAAAUCUGCGCCAAUGUUUAUGAUGAGAACGACGAAAUAAUUUGUGGAUCCGAUGGGUACAUGUACACGGGAGAAACUCAACUACAGUGCUAUUCGUCCUGCCUUAAUAUAAGUGUGACGAUCAAAAGUAAAGGAUCAUGCUCAUAAAAUAAAUUCAAAUAUAAAUAAUUAUUUAUUCUAAUUUAAUUAAUUCUAUUGAUUACCAUAUUUGCAGCCCAUUAAGUUAAGUUUAAAAUUAUGCAAGACUUCUGGCACUGGUAAAAUUUAGGGUUUUGUAUAGAGCGAUUUCGAUUUUUAUGAUGUACAAAAAUAUCGUGCACUUAUAGCUCUCCUAUUUAUUUAACAUUUAAAAAUCGAUCUAAUCAAAUCAUUUUUAAACUAUAAGUGCAUGAAUAUUUGAAAUCCAUAUGGUAUGUAUUCUCAAAAAUCAUUCAGAGAUUUAGUUAAUAGUUAAUAAAAUUAUAAAUUGCA
Drosophila elegans is the source of this 2318-nucleotide messenger RNA. Its product is annotated as putative mediator of RNA polymerase II transcription subunit 12. Gene Ontology annotation, molecular function: protein binding. The transcript has 3 exons. The record is from RefSeq and is a predicted model, not a curated record. Bases 330 to 1994 code for a protein of 554 amino acids. Lineage: Eukaryota; Metazoa; Arthropoda; Insecta; Diptera; Drosophilidae.